CUAGCGGGGAAAUUCAGGACACAAGUGUCCCAGGGGGGAGGGACGGGACGCGGCUCAUUCAAACCCUUCUAUGGGCUCUGUGCUCAGCGACGGGGUGGGCGCCCUGUCCUGUAAUGGUGAUUCUUCGGACACUGGGAGCCCCAGGUAGAUUAAAGCCUAGCCCGGGAGGGGAGCGCUAUAUUGAGCAGAUCGCUGCCACGUAGCCAUCCAGGACCCAACGGGAGAGCUUGUGCUCACCGUAAUCUCCCAGAUGCCAAGGGACCCUUCGCCAGAGUUGGUUUGGGGACUUGGGACUGGCUCUUUCGGGAUGUGCUUCUUGCAGGGGGGUGGAGGGGGCGGGUGAUACGGAAACGGUGUUGGAGGGAGGCACGGAUGGCCCCCCGGACCCAUAGACAAUAGUAGCGGAUGGAACCGCCCAGCGGCUUUUCCUGUAGGAAACUGCCCUGUCUUUUUGAAUCUGACCUGGUUGUGUUUGUUUGGGGAGGGGUGUGUGUGAUAAACCAAGGAUCCUUGUUCUACCAUGCUCUACCCCCACCCCACGUCAUGAAUCUGAGAAUCCCGCCAACAUUAACGGGGUGCCAUCAUCAGAGCCUUAGGCUGUCUGGUGGCUACUCCAGGAAACAUGGCCAAGUUUGUCCUGAAUCAGAACCUGCCUGACCUGGGCGGCUCUCGCCUGUACCCAGGCUCCACUGGGAGUGCUCGCAGCCCUAGCUCUCCCUACUCGGUGGAGACACCCUAUGGCUUCCACCUGGACUUGGACUUCCUCAAGUAUGUGGAAGAACUCGAGCGCGGUCCUGCCUCCCGCCGAGCUCCAGGCCCCCCGCACACACGCCGCCCGCAGGCCCCCCGAACUGGCCUUGCGGGGGCGCGGAGCCCAGGCGCCUGGACCUCUAGCGAAUCCCUGGCCAGUGACGACGGCGGAGCGUCGGGCGCACUCUCUCCUGGGGCGUUCUCGGGGCUCCUGCUACCUCCGCUGUCGCCCCGCUCCUUCUCGCGCAAUCCGCGCGUGGAGCACACGCUCCUGGAGACCAGCCGACGGCUGGAGCAGGCACAGGCACAGGCACGGGAGCACGCGCUCAGCCCGGCCCGUGCGGUCACGCGCAGCCCGCGUGGGUCGGGCCGUAGUAGCCCCGCCCCCAACCCCGCCCUUGCUUCACCCGGCCCGGCCCAGCUGCAGCUGGUGAGGGAGCAGAUGGCCGUGGCCCUGCGGCGCCUGCGCGAGCUGGAGGACCAGGCACGCGCUCUGCCCGAGCUGCAGGAGCAGGUGCGCGCGCUGCGCGCCGAGAAGGCGCGGCUACUGGCCGGGCGCGAGCAGCCGGAGCAAGAAGCGGAGGCGCGCCCAGAUAAGCUCUCCCAGCUUCGGCGCCUGACUGAACGUCUGGCCACCUCAGAUCGCGGAGUCCGCUCCAGGGCCAGCCCCCGGGCUGACGAUCCCGACGGGUUGGCUGCCAGGCGCAGCGAAGGCGCUCUGCAGGUCCUCGACCCGGUGUCUAGGACACCCGAUGGGGAACCCCAGACUCGGGAGGCGGGCACCGAAGUCGUGCCCGAGACCCGAGAGGCGGAUGCCCAGGCAGUACCUGAGACAGGGGAGGCUGGAGUGGAGGUGGUCCCUGACACUGUUGAGGUGGACACGUGGGUGACCGAGGAACUGCUGGGGCUACCUGAGGCUGCAGAGCGUGAGCUGGAGCUGCUCCACACCAGCUUGGAGCAUCAGCGCGGGGUGAGCGAACUCUUGCGAGGUCGAUUGAGGGAGCUGGAGGGGGCCUACGAGGCUGCAGUGGCCAGGCCUCAAUCUCGAGAGGUGGCCACCCAGACCCAAUUGGGUUGCACUGAAAAGACCACGCAGACCGAGCUCUCAGUGGAGAACCAGCCCAGACCAAUGGCUGGAGACAAGGAGGUGGCCCCUGCUGGCAUCCUCAAAUCCAUCAUGAAGAAAAAAGACGGUACUCCAGGUGCCCAAUCCAGUCAGGGACCCAAGAGUCUGCAGUUCGUUGGGGUCCUCAAUGGAGAGUAUGAGAGCUCCUCCAGCGAGGAUGCCAGUGACAGUGACAAUGAAGAUGGCGUUGCUGAACUCCCCAGGAGUAGCUCUUCUGGGUCAGGCGAUGAUAGUGGGGGAUCUGACGCUGGAACUCCUGGCCCCGACAACGACCAAGACUCAGAACCUGAGGCACAGCUAGAGCCGAAGGCAGGGACAGAAGGGAGGUGUGAACUGAGCCCGCGUUUGAGGGAGGCAUGCAUUGCUCUGAAUCGACAGCUGAUCAGGCCUCGUGGAGUUGCCAGGGAUGGUAACGCAGCACGCCUUGUGGCCCAGGAAUGGUUUCGAGUGUCCAGCCAAAAGUGCUCUCAGGCUGAACCUGUGGCAGGGGUGCUUCGAGGGGUGAAGAGCCUGGGGCCUGAGCUGCUGGCUCAUGUGGUGAACCUGGCUGAUGGCAAUGGAAACACAGCCCUGCAUUACAGUGUAUCUCACAGGAAUUUGUCCAUUUCCAGCCUGCUACUGGAUACAGGAGUCUGUGAUGUCAAUCAUCAGAACAGAGCCGGCUAUUCUGCACUCAUGUUGGCUGCACUCACUUCUCUAGGGCAGGAGGAGGAAGACAUGGCUGUGGUCAAGAGACUUUUUAGCAUGGGUGAUGUCAAUGCCAAGGCUAGUCAGACUGGGCAGACAGCUCUCAUGCUGGCUAUCAGCCACGGCCAUCAGGACAUGGUAGCUGCCUUGCUGGAAUGCGGGGCUGAUGUCAACGUACAGGAUGCUGAUGGUGCCACAGCACUGAUGUGUGCCAGCGAGUACGGACGCCUUGAUACAGUUCAGUUGCUGUUGGCCCAGCCAGGCUGUGACCUAACCAUCUUAGACAAUGAGGGGACAAGCGCCCUAGCCAUUGCACUGGAGGCAGAACAGGAUGAGGUGGCUGCACUGCUCCACGCUCACCUGACAUCAAACCAUGACGUUCAGGGUCAGUCUCCCCCAGGCACACCCAGCUGAAGGAUACAGUGACAAAUGACCCAACCUCUUUUAAGCAGCUGCUACCCUAUACCUGGACUGCAGGAGAUACUUUCCUCUUAUGUCUGAGCUUCUGAACCACAGGAGGGCACCUUGUGCAGAUGCCUGAGUAAUGAUAUAGCUCUCAACCCACUCACUUCAUAAAACAUCAUUCCCAAUAAAGCAUUCCUACUGAACUUGUA
This is a messenger RNA of Myodes glareolus (Bank vole), 3177 nucleotides long. RefSeq names its product KN motif and ankyrin repeat domains 3 (gene Kank3). The record is from RefSeq and is a predicted model, not a curated record. Lineage: Eukaryota; Metazoa; Chordata; Mammalia; Rodentia; Cricetidae. Gene Ontology annotation, molecular function: protein binding. Gene Ontology annotation, biological process: negative regulation of actin filament polymerization. Gene Ontology annotation, cellular component: cytoplasm; cytoskeleton.